Lates calcarifer (barramundi perch) is the source of this 2328-nucleotide messenger RNA. It is a transcript of the gene nubp1, whose product is annotated as nucleotide binding protein 1 (MinD homolog, E. coli). Gene Ontology annotation, biological process: iron-sulfur cluster assembly. The record is from RefSeq and is a predicted model, not a curated record. The transcript has 11 exons. NCBI's taxonomy places the organism in Eukaryota, Metazoa, Chordata, Actinopteri, Centropomidae. Gene Ontology annotation, cellular component: cytosol. Gene Ontology annotation, molecular function: 4 iron, 4 sulfur cluster binding; ATP-dependent FeS chaperone activity; ATP hydrolysis activity. The coding region runs from base 285 to 1253 and encodes 322 amino acids.
CUGUUUCCUCACAUGGCAGACAGUCUGAAAGGGAGAAAAGAAAACAAACGGCAGAGGUCAGACGGAGGGGGAGACAAAAGGAAAUUAAAAAGAUAAAAAGGGAUGAAAAGUCAAGAAGUGGAUGGAAUGAAGAAUGGAACAAAUGCUGAAAAUGGGGACAGGAGUUGAGCAAGCAUCUUUGGAAAAUCAGGCACGUACUGUACGGCGCCAAAGAAGUGUCAUGUUGUGCGUAUCCGGAACCAUCGAAGGGGGAAGGCUUUAACAGGAGGACACGCACUUGAAAGAUGGCAGACGUACCAGAUAACGCUCCAGAACAUUGUCCAGGUACAACAAGUGAGCAAGCCGGAAAGUCAGCGUCAUGUCAGGGCUGCCCCAAUCAGAAGCUGUGUGCUUCUGGAGCCACCAAGGCCCCCGACCCUGCCAUAGCAGAGAUAGGAGCGAAGCUGUCGACCGUCAAACACAAGAUCCUCGUGUUGUCUGGAAAAGGAGGAGUAGGGAAGAGCACCUUUAGCGCUCACCUGGCCCACGCCUUAGCAAGUGACAGCACAAAGGAGGUUGCCCUGCUGGAUGUAGAUAUUUGUGGUCCAUCCAUUCCAAGGAUCAUGGGCUUGGAGGGAGAACAAGUUCACCAGAGUGGCUCAGGCUGGUCUCCUGUGUAUGUAGAUGACAACCUGGCGGUCAUGUCUAUUGGUUUCCUGCUCAGUAGUCCAGAUGAUGCUGUGAUCUGGAGAGGACCCAAGAAGAAUGGGAUGAUUAAGCAGUUUCUGAGGGAUGUUGACUGGGGUGAGCUGGAUUACCUCAUUGUGGACACGCCCCCAGGCACCUCUGAUGAACACCUGUCAAUUGUCCAGUAUCUGAGCUCCACCCAUGUUGACGGAGCCAUCAUCAUCACCACACCCCAGGAGGUGUCGUUGCAGGAUGUGAGAAAGGAGAUCAGGUUUUGUCAGAAGGUCAAGCUGCCGAUCAUCGGAGUGGUGGAGAACAUGAGCGGCUUCGUCUGUCCGAAAUGCAAGAACACAUCACAGAUCUUCCCUCCUUCCAGCGGAGGUGCCGAGCAAAUGUGUGCGGAUCUAAAUCUACCUCUGUUAGGGAAGGUACCUUUAGAUCCGAGGAUAGCACGGAGCUGCGAUGAGGGCAGAUCUUUCCUAAAUGAAGUACCUGACUCUCCUGCUGCUGAAGUCUACCGGAGAAUUGUGCAGAGUAUCCAGGACUACUGUUCCAACCGUGUGACAGAGGAGCAGAGCACCACCUGAGCUGCAGCACUGAGACACAUCACAUGAUGAGAGUGUGGUAGAAGUGAGACACACAUUGAAAGUCCAUAAAAUCAGUAUUUCUAUGUUCAUCAAAGCUUGCCAUAAUUUGAAUCAGGAGCUUUGAUAUUAGUUUGGUGGGCUGGUCAAAUAAGAGCUUCGGCCCAGUUUUGAAUAUUGAUUAUCUGACAAGUCGUUCCUACUGAAGACAUAAAUCUCUUAAAACAGGUCACAAACAUAUUGUUUCAAUUUCAACUUCAGCGUAAUAAUUUCCUAAAACAGCUUGACACUCAUACAGGAGUAAGUAGUACAUUUGUUCGGAACUAUUUUCAGCUGUGGAUUAAUACACAUUUGUUCAAGUGAGUAUUUACAGCAGGAGAAUUAUGUUUGUGGGACUGACUUAAAAUAACCUACAGGGGUGGUGUUAAUGGCAGUGAAGAAAUAUGCCAGUGGUGCAGCAUUGUGGUUUACUGAUGUUUUUUUGAAUAGUUUUUGGACAAUAGAGCUCUAUGGCACAUGUUGUGUGCAUGUUUGUGGGAUCAGUUCAUUGGUUUUUUUUGGUCUUUUUAUGGGAUUUAUUGACAAUGACUAUGUCAGUUCCUUCACAAGAUGAAAAGAGAUAAAUACUCUUCCCCAAACAUCACCAAGUAUUUGGAGAAGUUAAACCUGUGAUGAUGUAUUAAUUCGAGCAGUAGUGACAUUUAAACAUUUCCGGCGAGGACAUUUUGCAGCCCUGAAUCUGUGUCUGGGGAGUCACUGGCUGCAGUGAAUAAAUAGUAAGCAGGAAUACAGAAUGCAAUGAUUAACCCAUGUAGGUUACCAAUUGACCAAGUCCUCUAAAUACAGAGCACAGUAUCAUCAGUAUCUUCUCAUUUGAUUUUGCUUCUUCAGUGAUUGUAAUCAUUCCACCUUUCAUCACAUUUAGCUUCAAUUUAAAUGACUCUCUUCCUCCUAUAUACAGCAUAUGGACUGUUUUCUAUGAUUUGAUUAAGUAUUUUUUUAAAUAUGUUUUUGGACAGAUGUUUUAUGUGAUGUACUUGUGUUAACUGAUUUAUAAAAUAAAUUACCAAACACGAAA